Molecule: messenger RNA, 1130 nt
Organism: Hevea brasiliensis (rubber tree)
Lineage: Eukaryota; Viridiplantae; Streptophyta; Magnoliopsida; Malpighiales; Euphorbiaceae
Product: transcription factor SRM1
Exons: 2
Coding region: 160-873 (237 amino acids)
Molecular function (GO): DNA binding
Source: RefSeq, a predicted model, not a curated record
GUCCAAAACAAACUAAGGAAGUCCAAAACUAAUCCAACAUUUCAAAACCUCUUCAGCAUUCAGAUAACUACAAACGCAUCCGUAUAUAAACCUCAGCUCAAAUCUCCCACCAAACUCAUAAAGGAUAUCUCCAGGAAAGCGAUCUUUUGUCAAAGAACAAUGAAUCAUGACAGCUUGUCCAGUCCAAUUUUGACCCACUCAUCGUCUUCCCCCAUGAUUCCUGGUUGGAAUCGCUACGAGGAUAAGCGCUUCGAGGAAGCACUGAUUCUGUUUCCGGAGAAUUCUCCUGAUCGGUGGCAAAAAAUCGCUGAUCAUAUAGGAAAAUCGGUGCAAGAAGUGACAGAGCAUUACGAUGUUCUGGUUCAUGAUAUUGCCGAAAUUGAAUCGGGGCGCGUAAAGUUACCAGAUUACAGCGAUGAUUUUAUUGACUCGAGUUGGGACUCGGACAUGGCAGCGUCGAUUUCAUUUGGCAAGAAAACAAAGCUGGGCGAGGCCGAAAGAAAGAAAGGAACACCGUGGACGGAAGAAGAACACAGGAAAUUUUUAAUUGGACUCAGAAGAUUUGGCAAGGGUGAUUGGAGAAGCAUUUCAAGGAAUGUGGUGGUGACAAGAACACCAACACAGGUAGCUAGUCAUGCCCAGAAGUACUUUCUUCGGCAGAAUGCCGUGAAGAAAGAGAGGAAGAGGUCUAGCAUCCAUGAUAUUACCACUGUCGAUAGCAACUUAGUUCCUGUGCCAGCUAAUAAAAAUUGGAACCCUCCUUUAGGCGCCCCUGCUAACCAGCCCUCUGUUUUGCAAGAGAUGCCCCAAGCAGAUCAUUUACCUAAUCAGGAACACCCAAUGGGAUACCAAAACUAUGGCUUCCCUAUGUAAAGAUUCAUAGUAACAAAGUAAUCUGCAUGUAUUGCUGCAGCUUGCUUGACGUCCAAUUUGUAUAUAGUCUAUUCAUGUUCUUUUAGCUACAGGUGAUUAGGAUUAGGAACAUAGUGAAGUGCACUUGAUGGCACGGACUUUGAAAUUUCUUUGAAAUCUAGAAAGUAAAUAGGAUAGUCAGUUUAUAUGCUGAAAUUUUAGGAAUUAAAUUCAAUUUAAUUGCAAAUUAAAUAUUUAUUCUGCUUUUUGAUUGUGUA